Neogale vison (American mink) is the source of this 3033-nucleotide messenger RNA. RefSeq names its product metaxin 3 (gene MTX3). The coding region runs from base 15 to 953 and encodes 312 amino acids. The transcript has 9 exons. The record is from RefSeq and is a predicted model, not a curated record. Gene Ontology annotation, biological process: mitochondrion organization. Lineage: Eukaryota; Metazoa; Chordata; Mammalia; Carnivora; Mustelidae. Gene Ontology annotation, cellular component: SAM complex.
UCGGCCCCGGCAAGAUGGCUGCCCCCUUGGAGCUCAGUUGCUGGGGAGGUGGCUGGGGGCUCCCAUCGGUGCACAGCGAGUCCCUGGUGGUGAUGGCUUACGCCAAAUUUUCUGGUGCACCCUUGAAAGUCAAUGUCAUAGAUAACACCUGGAGAGGUUCAAGAGGAGAUGUACCAAUUUUGACAACUGAAGACAACAUUGUUUCUCAGCCUGCAAAAAUACUAAACUUUUUAAGAAAACAGAAAUAUAAUGCUGAUUAUGAACUCUCAGCAAAACAGGGGGCAGAUACCCUGGCUUACAUUGCUCUCAUCGAAGAGAAGCUUCUUCCUGCAGUGCUUCACACAUUCUGGGUUGAGAGUGACAAUUACUUGACUGUGACAAAGCCAUGGUUUGCUUCACGAAUUCCUUUUCCCUUGAGUUUGAUUCUGCCUGGAAGGAUGUCUAAGGGAGCACUAAAUAGAAUUCUUCUGACCAGAGGAGAGCCUCCUCUCUACCACCUCCGAGAAGUGGAAGCUCAGAUAUACAGAGAUGCCAAGGAGUGCCUAAAUCUUCUGUCAAACAGAUUGGGAAAAUCUCAGUUUUUCUUUGGAGAUACGCCAUCUACCUUGGAUGCCUAUGUGUUUGGUUUCCUUGCGCCACUUUAUAAAGUACGCUUUCCUAAAGUUCAGUUACAAGAACAUCUGAAACAGCUCUCCAACCUGUGCCGCUUCUGUGAUGACAUUCUAAACAGUUAUUUUAGGCUUAGUCUUGGAGGCAUCUCUCCUGCUGGACAAGAAAUGGUAGAUGCAAAUCUGCAGAAACUCACACAGCUUGUAAAUAAGGAAUCCAACUUGAUUGAAAAGAUGGAUGACAAUCUUCGCCAAAGCCCUCAGCUUCCUCCUCGGAAACUGCCAACACUUAAAUUGACUCCAGCAGAAGAAGAAAGUAAUUCCUUACAACGGCUAUCGCCCUGACAGUCCUCAUGCUUUGUGUCCAAAGUCAUGUGAUUGUUGCAGUCAUCUCUUACACUACUUAUGUGAUGGCAAACAGAAAAUGUCAUUAGUAGGUAUAAGGAAGGCUCUAAAAAGAAACUUUCUUUGACAUCUAGUUUUUCUUAAUUAGGAAGCUUGUAUUUUAGCUUGGCAGUGCACUUUAGAUAACAUCAGAGUAAAUGCUAAAUGAACUUGGGGAAAAAAGAAAACACACUGUACUGUAUAUUUAAACAACAACAACAGCCUGCCUUAAUCUUGGCAGAUUUUUGCCUUUAGUUCACAUGUUGCUGACCAAAACAUACAAUUCUGUUCUGAAUGUGUGCUCUUAUUUAUUCAAGUUAAUUUAUUAUUAAUUUAGUUUUCUUGGAACAGUUUAAAUAUCUAAUAUGUGGCUCUGUGAGGCUUUUUUUUCUUCUGUUUAGAAAUUUUGAUGCCAAUUUUAGACGUUAGGGAAAAAUGUAAUAUUCUAAUAUUCUAUUUACUUCAGUAGAAAAGCCUGUAUUUAAAAAGCAACGAGGAAUGUGCUUUUGAAUUAUGCUCUCAGAAGUGUAAUCUUUUGGGUGAUCAGUACUACACACACACACACACACACACACACACACAUAUAUGUCUGAGAUAUAUAUAUAUGUAUCACAGGUGGUUACAUAUAAUAUUCAUCUGACUGUAUGCACUUCAAUAGAACAUUGGUAUUGGUGAUGUGUUCAGUUAAGGUUGGCAAGGAUUCUUUUAGUUUAUUGGACCAAUGGCAGCUUUAGAUCUGUGUAUUUGUUGUACAUUUUUAACUCAAGUCCUCUCUUUCUUGGAUUAAUUUCAGGGGAACUGAGUAUAUUGGUCAUCAUUUAUUAUGCUAGGCUAUAAAGUCUUACUGAAAGUUGCCCAACUGUCAGAUACUACUCUGCUAGAGUGACAGAAGUACCUACUGUGUGCUUGGUCCAAGUUCAUCAUGCUUGACCCAGUGUUCUUUUCAUAAAACGACUGUCACAUAGUCAAAAGCUUUAUGGCAACUUAAUAUUUUCCGUAUAGUUGAACUACAGUUGAAGCAUCUAAUGGGGUAUUUGGAAAUAGUAGUAGUUUUUAAAGAGUAUUUUCUAUUUAUUGGUUGCCAACCUGUUAAAGGAUUUGCUGUGCAGGUGAUUUUCCUUAUAACAGAAUCUCUCUAAUUUUAGUGGCUGAGGUGCUUCCGUUGUCCUAAAACCACUUCUGGGGUUUUUAAAAUAUAGGAUCAUGUUUUUGAUUAGUGUCUCAAAAGAUUACUAUGGUGCUCAGCAAAUCUUACCACGUCGUACAGAAACCCCCAUGUUAAGAAAACAGCUCUGUAGUCAAGAGACUUGCCUAAUUGGAGCUGAAUGGAGCUCAGCUGUGUUUGACCUAAAUCCUCCCAGUUUGCUCUGUAUUUAGGCAGCUCUUGAUGCAGGAGUCUAUAAGUCAUUGUAAAUAUUUUUUCUCGAAAGUUUUAAUUAAAUGAGAAACAAGGUAGUCUUCAAAAUCUUAUCUGUUUGGAUGUAUUUAGGGAAAGUAACUAAUGAGUUUCACAUUACUUCUGCAAUGAGUUUGUGUGCUUUGUAUUAAUUUUCUAUUAGAUUCCAGCAAUCCAAAAUCCGUACGAAUAUUCUAUAUUAAAAAUCAUGACCAUAGGACUUACCGUCCUCUGGGAUUGAUGUAUAUUGGAGAAGGAUGGUUAACACAUUAAUCAGUCUAUUUAUGCUUUAGUUAGGGUUGGUCUUUUUCAACUGUGAUUUAUGUUAAGCCUUCAAAGAAGCAUUUGAAGUGGCUUAAAAUUGUCAAUGUACGUAAAACAGGACAAUUAAAAUUAGGUUUGGGAAAAAUGAAAAAUUGGGGGAGAAAGAGCUAUAUCAACCCUAACAGAUUCUAAAAUCAAAUGGUAAAUUUAACUCCCAAGUUUCUCCCUGGGCACAAAGAUAAUACUGGCUUAGGUAAAGUUUUCUGGGAGUAAAACUACUAAUAUCCAUGCUAAGGAUAGUGUGUUUAAAUUUUUACACGAAUGUAGAGAUCGUGUUCUUAUAUCACAGAAUUCAACCAAUAAACAUACUGUAACAUUUCA